GAGUGGCCGCCAUCUUUCUUGAGGGCAGAGCUCACCUUUUCCCGAGAGCACGCUCAGGAGGGCGGUCCGUCAGGGGACCCGUCAGGGAGGGGAGACUUGCCCGCCCGCCCGCCCGCCCACUCGCUGGAGUGAGCUGGGCGAGAGCCGCAGGAGGAGGCUUCAUGGCGGCUGGGGGCGCGAAUGCCAUCCUGAGGGGGCUGCUGCGCAGACGACUUUCCAUAUAUCGUGUUCCCAGUCUCAGCUCGAGGCUGAUGUCGGCACAGCCAGAGAAACAGGAUGCUCUGGGGAGCUAUGAGACCCUCAAAGUGGAGCGGGUGCGAGAGAAGGUGUUGCACGUGGAAAUCAACCGGCCGGAGAAAAGGAAUGCCAUGAACAGUGCCUUCUGGAGGGAGAUGGUCGAGUGUUUCAACAAGAUCUCUCAGGACUCGGAAUGUCAUGCGGUGGUCAUAUCUGGCGCUGGGAAAAUGUUCACUGCAGGCAUCGACCUGAUGGAAAUGGGCAGUGUUUUCGUCAUGAUGGAGGGCGACGACACUGCCCGCAAAGCCUGGAACGUUCGCAAGAAAAUCCGGGAGUAUCAAGAAACCUUCACGGUGCUGGAGAAGUGCCCAAAGCCUGUCAUCGUCGCUGUCCAUGGGGCCUGCAUCGGAGGAGGUGUGAACCUCAUUGCAGCCUGUGACAUCCGCUACUGUACCCAGGACGCUUGGUUCCAGGUGAAGGAGGUGGAUAUCGGGCUCGCGGCCGACGUCGGCGCCUUGCAGCGUUUGCCUCACAUCAUCGGGAACCGGAGCCUGGUGAACGAACUGGCUUUCACAGCCCGGAAGCUGAUGGCUCCAGAAGCAGAGAGUUGCGGCCUUGUCGGGUACGUGUGUCCUUCCUGUGCAUCUGCAUGUUUUCUAAAGGGAGUUCCUCUUCUGCGGCCCCUCUGCAGGAGCCGAGGAAGUUAAUGUGGUGCCAGCAGU
Sphaerodactylus townsendi is the source of this 959-nucleotide messenger RNA. It is a transcript of the gene ECH1, whose product is annotated as enoyl-CoA hydratase 1. The transcript is spliced from 8 exons. Gene Ontology annotation, molecular function: delta(3,5)-delta(2,4)-dienoyl-CoA isomerase activity. NCBI's taxonomy places the organism in Eukaryota, Metazoa, Chordata, Lepidosauria, Squamata, Sphaerodactylidae. Bases 162 to 944 code for a protein of 260 amino acids. The record is from RefSeq and is a predicted model, not a curated record. Gene Ontology annotation, cellular component: mitochondrion.